AUGUGGUGUUUUUUCAACAAUUUUGAUUCGACUUCGAAAAAAAUGGGGCUUCUUGCGGCUGUUGCAGUCAAUAUAGUAGGAGGUGCCAUCAUUUACGGCACAGGAGGUCUUCUGACUCCUAUCGUAGCACCGGUGCUAGGAUUCGGAAGUGCGGGUAUAGCGGCUGGGUCUACCGCAGCAGCCGCUCAAGCUUACUACGGCAACUUAGUCGCUGGCAGUAUCAUCUCGCAGCUGACGGCCGCAGCUAUGGUGGCACCUACUCCAUAA
Molecule: messenger RNA, 267 nt
Organism: Arctia plantaginis
Lineage: Eukaryota; Metazoa; Arthropoda; Insecta; Lepidoptera; Erebidae
Source: the annotation of a GenBank genome assembly